Molecule: messenger RNA, 573 nt
Organism: Stegostoma tigrinum
Lineage: Eukaryota; Metazoa; Chordata; Chondrichthyes; Orectolobiformes; Stegostomatidae
Product: C-type lectin-like
Exons: 5
Coding region: 1-546 (181 amino acids)
Molecular function (GO): signaling receptor activity
Source: RefSeq, a predicted model, not a curated record
AUGAUGCUGCUGCUGGGAUUGGUGUUGACUACGUUGAUCGUCAGUGAUGUAGCAGCUGAUCGUCUGCCUGUGCAGAAUUCGACACAUUUGGAUUGGAGCGAUGAGAAACAUAGUCCACUGGGCAAUGGAAAUUGUUCAGGUGGCAUUGCUUAUUUUGGUUAUUGCUACAAGUUUGUUUCUGAGAAAAAGACUUGGAUUGAGGCUGAGCUGCAUUGCCGAGACUUGGCUGUAGGGGGCCAUCUUGCUUCCCUGCACUGGAUGGAGCAGAUGAACAUUCUUGCAGAAAUGGUACAUAAAUCCCAACACCGUUAUCCUGAAACAUGGAUCGGUUUGAGCGACAUCCACAAGGAGGGCACUUUUCUAUGGAGUGAUGGAUCUGCAUCAGAUUUUAUGUUUUGGGCUAAAGGUGAACCCAAUGAUCGCAACUCACGGGAAGAAUGUGUGCAUGCCUUUUUAUCGAAUUCACUUCCUUGGAACGAUGAAUUUUGCAAUGUGAAAUUCUCCUUCCUUUGCUCCUACAAACUGCCGUGUCCUUGCUCACCGUGAAAGAAGCAAUCGCUGCUCCAUGGAUCC